UUUUUGGUCUCUAAUACCUCAACACAGUGCAGCGUUUAUCAUCUGGAGGCCAUGUACUGAAACACUUGCAUGUGAUGGUAUUUUAUUUUGAAAAAUGUCCCGCUGGGUGACGGAGGGCGGCGGGCUGCUGGCCGCUCGGACACGGCGAUAAUCUCUCCCGAUGGUGCUCACAGAGAUGACGCGUGCAGGUAAAAGACGACACGUUUCUGGCAACUUUGUAAAACUCCAUUCAAACGGGAGACGUGAUGAGUUUGUGAGGAAUGUUGCGCACACCUGUACGCAAACGAGCUGUGACGUAAAGCGUGACGAUUCAUCUUUAGGAGUUUCUGCUUAAAUCCCUUCAUCGAUCGAUAUGUUUCCUGGGAUGAAACCGACACAGAGUCCUUUUAAUUAAUUACUUUUAAAUAAAUGUCUUUGAGGCUCACACGGACACAGGUUUGUGUUGUGCCAGCCUGGAGGUGCCCCAGACCCUGAUGAAGAUGGGCCUGUGCGUGCUCCUCCUGGGUCACGUGAACUUCCUGUUGGGCGCGCUGAUGCACGGCGUGGUGCUCCGGCACGUCGGCAUCAACAAGCAGGCCGGGGCCACGGGGCACGCCAUCGCCAACGUGGUCGCCCUCGCCUCGGGCCUCGUGGGAAUCGUCGGCGGUAUUCUGGCUAUCGUCCUGUCUAAAAACAAGAAGAGCAGAGGCCUGACGUGGUCUCUGUUGUCGGUCAGCCUGGCCGCGGCGCUCACGGCGGCGGCCUCGGCCGUCGGACUCUCCGUGUCCGCGGUGAGCGCCGCGAUCCGGGACGGGCGGAACCUCCUGACCCAUUGCCGCUUCCCCGACGCCGUCGGCUACUUCGGCAUCACAGACGAGUGUCCUUUUGACCCCACGCGCAUCUACAGGACCGCUCUGAUCCUGUGGGUGCCUCUGAUCCUGACCUGUGUCACCCAGAUGGUGUUUUCCGCCCGGUGCUUUGCAGUGUGUCUUUCCUUCCUGGGUCUGACUUGCUGCCGCAACAGGAAGACAACCAGGGACUUGAGACAAGCGAUCAAUGUGGUGAGGCCGAUGGGAGGAAGCUGCUCCAUCUCGCCCCACUGACGCUCCAACACGCCUCAAUGAAGCUUCAACACG
Molecule: messenger RNA, 1115 nt
Organism: Gasterosteus aculeatus aculeatus (three-spined stickleback)
Lineage: Eukaryota; Metazoa; Chordata; Actinopteri; Perciformes; Gasterosteidae
Source: RefSeq, a predicted model, not a curated record